Molecule: messenger RNA, 2094 nt
Organism: Microthlaspi erraticum
Lineage: Eukaryota; Viridiplantae; Streptophyta; Magnoliopsida; Brassicales; Brassicaceae
Source: the annotation of a GenBank genome assembly
AUGUCAAUUUCUUGCACAAGAAACUUCUUCCAAAGAUUCUGCGUCGAAGAAAUCAAUAUGGACACAAUGAAACACAGCAGCUUCCUCUCUGCUGACCUCUUGCCAUCUCUUGGAGCAAGAAUUAACCAAUCAACAAAGCUUCGUAAACACAUAAUUUCUCCUUUUGAUCCACGUUUCAGGGCAUGGGAGAUGUGGUUGGUCAUUCUUGUGAUAUAUUCAGCUUGGAUUUGUCCUUUUGAGUUUGCCUUCAUCACCUACAAGAAGAAAGAUGCUCUUUUCAUCAUAGACAACAUUGUCAAUGGCUUCUUCGCCAUUGAUAUCAUUCUCACCUUCUUCGUUGCUUAUCUUGACAGCCAUUCUUAUCUUCUAGUCGACAGCCCUAAAAAAAUAGCUAUAAGGUACCUCUCUACUUGGUUCGCCUUUGAUGUCUGCUCCACAGCUCCGUUUCAGUCACUGAGUCUUCUUUUAAACUACAAUGGAAGUGAAAUAGCAUUCAGAUUUCUUAGUAUGCUCAGGCUCUGGCGUCUCCGACGAGUUAGCUCGCUUUUUGCAAGGCUUGAGAAAGAUAUCCGCUUCAACUAUUUCUGGACACGUUGCACGAAACUCAUUUCGGUCACACUGUUUGCAGUACAUUGUGCUGGAUGCUUCAACUACCUCAUCGCAGAUCGAUAUCCAGAUCCAAGCAAAACAUGGAUCGGAGCAGUGUACCCAAACUUCAAGGAGGCAAGUCUAUGGAGUAGAUAUGUGACUGCUAUUUACUGGUCAAUCACGACGUUAUCAACAACAGGAUACGGAGACUUACAUGCUGAGAAUCCAAGAGAAAUGUUGUUCGAUGUCUUUUACAUGCUCUUCAACCUUGGUUUCACAUCUUACCUCAUUGGAAACAUGACCAACCUUGUUGUUCACUGGACUAGCCGCACAAGAACUUUUAGAGAUACAGUGAGAGCUGCUUCAGAGUUUGCAUCAAGAAACCAACUACCACCAAACAUACAAGACCAAAUGUUGUCACACAUUUGCUUAAAGUUCAAAACAGAAGGCCUGAAACAACAGGAGACCUUGAAUGGUUUGCCUAAAGCGAUACGGUCAAGCAUCGCAAACUAUCUCUUCUUCCCGAUUGUUCAGAAUGUUUACCUCUUUCAAGGAGUUUCUCGCAACUUCCUCUUUCAGUUGGUUUCAGAUAUAGAUGCCGAGUAUUUCCCACCUAGAGAAGAUGUGAUUUUACAGAACGAAGCUCCCACAGAUCUUUACAUUCUUGUCUCAGGGGCAGUGGAUUUUACUGCCUACAUUGAUGGAGAAGAUCAGAUUCAAGGAAAGGCAGUAGUUGGAGAUGCAUUUGGAGAGAUUGGAGUUUUAUGCUAUACACCACAACCUUUCACAGUUAGAACAACUCAACUAUCUCAAAUACUAAGGGUAAGCAAAACAUCUCUAAUGAGUGCUAUGAGAGCUCAUGUUGAAGAUGGACGUAUCAUUAUGAACAAUCUCUUCAUGAAACUUAGAGGGCAGCAAUCAAUAGCAAUUGAUGACAACGAACCAGACUUCCUCCUUCAAGAAUGGCUUGGUGGUGGUCCAAACAGAGGAGAAGGGAAUGCUAGUGAUCAAGAACAGGGCCACAAAUAUUUACAACUGAAUAAUGAUUCAGAAAAUAUUGAUUUGGAUUCAAGAAAAGAUGGUAGUGGUGAAAGGAGAAGAGGUCAAGAACAUAGGAUAGAGAUAGAAGAAGGGGAAAAACCACAUAAAGAAACUGAUGGAAAAAGUUUCUCCAAUCCAGAUCUCACCUCAUUUGAGUUUCCUUCACAUCAAACACAUCCAUAUCACAGAUCCAGCAACGCGGUCACAUCUAGUAAACAUGAGGCUUUUAAACCAAAAGAUAGGAGAGUUACCAUCCACUUGAAGUCACCGGAAAAAGAUUUGUGCAAGUUGAUAAUCUUGCCUACUUCCAUUGAAGAGUUUCUAAGGCUUGCAGGUGAGAAAUUUGGAAACCGAAGCUUCACAAUGGUUACCAAUGAGGAAAACGCAGAAAUAGAUGAUAUAGAUGUCAUUAGAGAUGGUGAUCAUUUGUUUUUUACUCAUCAAGGUACAGAUUUUCUAACGUGA